Molecule: messenger RNA, 3557 nt
Organism: Calidris pugnax (ruff)
Lineage: Eukaryota; Metazoa; Chordata; Aves; Charadriiformes; Scolopacidae
Gene: PCSK7
Product: proprotein convertase subtilisin/kexin type 7
Exons: 16
Coding region: 388-2784 (798 amino acids)
Biological process (GO): protein processing
Cellular component (GO): trans-Golgi network; Golgi membrane
Molecular function (GO): serine-type endopeptidase activity
Source: RefSeq, a predicted model, not a curated record
CGCCUCCCCGCCCCCCGGGGGCUCGGUGAGCCCAACCGGGCCGCCGGUGAAGCCAAGGGGGGGCUGAAGGCCUCAGCCUGGGGUGUCCGGCCGCCCCCCGGGAGGUGGAGGAAGGGGCGGCAGGCCAGCCCGGCGGCGCUCGGCUUGCCCCGGGCGUCCCUGAGCUUUGGCCCCGGGAGUCGGGUGGCGGCCAGCACCGGGCCGUGCCCGUGUCCCCCGGUCUCCCCGGGGAGCGGAGGGCGCUGGCUCUGCCCCAGGCUCCAGCGGGUGCAGGCGCUCUCUGGGGGUGCCGGUCCCUUGAGCCCAAGGGCAGCCACGGGUGGUUCAAGCUCUUCCUUUUAGGGAGCUCUCCGUGUCCAACGUGAACCGGAGCCGCCCGCCUGUCUGAUGCCGCAUUGGAAGCGGAGGGCGCCGCGAUGGAGCGCGGGGAUGGAGGCCACGCUCUGUAUCCACACGUGCCUUUGGCUGGGCGCUGCCUGGCUGCCCCCGGCGCUGUCGGACACACUGGCCUGCGGUGGAGAGCGCGCUGAGCCCCGGCCCGGCCAGCUGAGCUGGGCCGUCAGCCUGGAGGCACCCGAGGAGGAGCUGGAGCAGCGGGCGGAGGAGCUGGCCCAGACUGCGGGGCUGGUGAACAUGGGCCGCGUCGGGGAGCUCAAGGGCCAUUACCUCUUCGCUUACCAGCCCGACGGCGGCCGCGCGGCACGCGAGCCCGAAGCAAUAAGGAGGUCGGUGGACACUUUGUUUGCACAGCACGACAGCGUGCGGUGGCACUCGGAACAGAAGCUCCUGAAGCGCUCCAAGCGCAGCCUGCACUUUAACGACCCCAAGUACCCCCAGCAGUGGCACCUGAACAACCGCAAGAGCCCCGGGAAGGACAUCAACGUCACGGGCGUGUGGGAGCAGAAUGUGACGGGGCGCGGCGUGACGGUGGUGGUGGUGGACGACGGCGUGGAGCACACCAUCAAGGACAUCCAGCCAAACUACAGCCCAGAAGGCAGCUACGACUUGAAUUCCAACGACCCCGACCCUAUGCCUCACCCCGACGAGGAGAACGGCAACCACCACGGGACGCGCUGCGCCGGGGAGAUCGCUGCCGUGCCCAACAACAGCUUCUGCACGGUGGGGGUUGCCUACGGGAGCCGCAUCGCAGGCAUCCGGGUGCUGGACGGGCCCCUCACCGACAGCAUGGAGGCCAUCGCCUUCAACAAGCACUAUCAGAUCAACGACAUCUACAGCUGCAGCUGGGGUCCAGAUGACGAUGGGAAGACCGUGGAUGGCCCCCAUCAACUGGGAAAGGCCGCCCUGCAGCACGGCGUGAUAGCGGGUCGCAGGGGCUUCGGCAGCAUCUUCGUGGUGGCCAGUGGCAACGGAGGGCAACACAACGACAACUGCAACUACGACGGGUACGCCAACUCCAUCUACACCGUCACCAUAGGUGCAGUGGACGAGACGGGCUCCAUGCCGUUCUACGCCGAGGAGUGUGCCUCCAUGUUAGCGGUGACCUUCAGCGGCGGGGACAAGAUGAUGAGGAGCAUUGUGACCACAGACUGGGAUUUGCAGAAGGGCACGGGCUGCACGGAGGGGCACACGGGGACCUCGGCUGCCGCUCCCCUGGCCGCCGGGAUGAUCGCGCUGAUGCUGCAGGUGCGGCCCUGUCUCACCUGGAGAGACGUCCAGCACAUCAUUGUCUUCACUGCCACCAAGUACGAGGACCGUCACGCCAAGUGGGACACCAACCGGGCUGGCUUCAGCCACAGCCACCAGCACGGCUUCGGCUUGCUCAACGCCUGGAGGCUCGUUAACGCUGCCAAGAUCUGGGAGUCCGUCCCUUACCUCGCCUCCUACGUGAGCCCGGUGCUGAAGGAGGGCAGGAGCAUCCCCUUACUCCCGCAGGAGCUGGAGGUCUCCUGGAACGUCACCACCGCCGACCUGGAGCUCUCCGGCAUGAGGACCCUGGAGCACGUGGCAGUCACCGUCACCAUCACCCACCCCCGCCGGGGCAACCUGGAGAUCAGGCUCUUCUGCCCCAGCGGCAUGAUGUCCCUGAUAGGGACCGCCCGCAGCAUGGACUCGGACCCCAAUGGCUUUGCUGACUGGACCUUCUCCACGGUGCGGUGCUGGGGCGAGGAAGCUCAGGGCACGUACAGACUGGUGGUCAGGGACAUCGGAGAUGACAGCCUGAGGCCUGGGACCUUGAAGCAGUGGCAGCUGACCCUCUAUGGCUCCUCCUGGUCCCCAGCAGAGAUGAAGGACCGGCAGAGGCUGCUGGAGGAAGCCAUGAGUGGGCAGUACCUGAGCAGCAACUUCUCCCUGCCCUGCCCGCCGGGGCUGGAGAUCCCCGAGGAGCAGCGCUACACCAUCACAGCCAACACCCUCAAGACCCUCCUGCUGCUGGGCUGCUUUGCCGUGUUCUGGACUUUCUACUACAUGCUGGAGGUCUGCCUGACCCGCAACAACGUGGGGCUGGACCUGAGCUGCCACGGCCCCGCCGCCUGCCACUGGUACCAGCAGGGCGGGAAGCACAGGGCCCUGGAGAGCGGCCUGGAGAUGGAGUCGGUGCCCCUCUACCGGGAGAAGGACAUCGAGGACGUCGAGAUGGAGUGCGAGCACCCGCCACCUGCCCGGGAGGACGAGGGGCAGGAGGGGGCCUGGACCCCCAGCCAUCCCAAACUUCCCAGCAGAGCCACGAGCUUCCAGGAGGCAGCCCCGUCCGGAGCAGGGUACCUGGGCCAGGAGGUGACAACGGGGCUGCUGUUGGAGGACGGGGAGCAGCAGCAGUGCUAGCGGGGGCUGCGUGUCCCCCCUCUCGGUACGUCCUUCCCGAGCACGGGCAGCAGAGACUUCGGAGCCCCCGGGGCCCGUGUCCCUCGGGUCCUGCGGAAGGUGGUGCUGGAAGCGGCUCGGGAAGUGGGAGGACGAGUGGUGGCAGCGGAAGGGGAGCUUCCCUUUCCCUGGCUCUGGAAAACAAAGCAAGCCUUAAUCCCGUUCCGGAGGGAGCCUGCCCCCUGGCACCCCUCGGGGCUUCUCCUCAUGCGUGGGACGAGGUCCCAGGGUGCUGCCCCAUGGCCUGAGGAAGAGGCACUUUUCCCUAAUUUCUGCAGAGCGAGCCUGGAAAAGGUGGCAGGGGCCCCACAGUGCUGUCAUUUGCCGGCCCCGCUGGGCUGGGAGGGGGCCAGUACCCACCAGUUAAGCCCAGUUUAGAAGCGGGGAGUCAUUUUGCCCGUCCCUGGCGCUGUCACCCCGCCGGCUCCUCCUCUCCCGCAGGCAGGCGAGGGAGAUGAGGGAGGAGGCAGAAGGCAGCGGGGCUUUCUCUCUUGGGGUGGGCAGGACGGGGCUGGCCCUGCCCUGGGGGGCACAGAGCAGCUCUGGCAGCAGGACUGGUGGCCAGGAGGGACGAGGCCGGGGAGGCCGAGUUGCUCUGGCAGCGGCUGCGGGGGUGGCCUGGUCGCGUCUCUCUGGGUUCUUGGUUUAUUUUUUUAAAGCUGGGGUUUGGUUUUUUUUUUUUUUAAUCAGCAAAGCCCUUUUGUGUAGCUUUCCAAAUAAAGCCUUGAAAAUCC